Messenger RNA from Meira miltonrushii, 1072 nucleotides. RefSeq lists its product as uncharacterized. NCBI's taxonomy places the organism in Eukaryota, Fungi, Basidiomycota, Exobasidiomycetes, Exobasidiales, Brachybasidiaceae. The record is from RefSeq and is a predicted model, not a curated record. Bases 292 to 1053 code for a protein of 253 amino acids. The transcript has a single exon.
AAGAAAGGAAGUGCCUUGGAUUCCCAUCUCUUCCUACGCCUUCGUGGCUUUGCUCGGCGCCGGAAUGAUUUUUAUGCGAAUGCCCCGAUGAUAAGCCCCUUUCGUCGUUCAGAUACUCACUUGGCAAUCUUUGAAAAAAAAGCAACAGGCGUCAAAACAAGCCUUUCCGAAAAAUAUAGUAGUGUCUCGCUUCUAAGAAGCUCUUCAUCUCCUACCAUCAAAUAACAGGUCACUUUGAUAGUAGAGUAUUCAUCAUUUAUUCUGCAGAAGUCACUUUGAGAGUGAGCUCCUAUGAUAAAAGACCGAAAGAUGAAGUGGACUGACUUAAUUGUAUUCAUUUAUUUGGCCGUUCAACAAGCCAGCACAAUUCAAGCAUAUGUGAUCUCAUAUUCAAAAUUCACUUUUUUAGAUCCUGGUUCAGAAGAAGUCUAUGGCCUGCAAGACGAAGCAAUAGCAAAAUUACACCAACCUUUCUAUGGCUCAAUCUCGAACUCAUACGAAAGUGAUCAUUUUGACAACCGCAAAAAGAUAUUAAAAGGGAUCAAAAUCAAGGACAAAAGCUUCGAGAUUGACUAUCAAGAAGAUGAUCUUGACCAACCAAACCCGCUGCACAAACGAGAAUUGAACUCGCAUACCGGAGCAAUUGUGCCGUAUAAGCCACCUGGUGCGAUUGUAGUACAUCAAGGAGGAAAGGUUCAUCCAGCACUACCACCAAAAACAGGUUAUGGAAGAGGUGCAAAGAUUGCAACAGUAGCAACGACAGUAGCGGCAGUGGGUGGUUUGACCGCUUCAAUAACUACUCGUAAAAGAGAUCUUGCAGAAGAAGAAGUUCAAUUUGUAAAGCGAGGUGGAAGAAGAGGAGCAGGUAGAACAAGAGCCGCAAGAGCACGAAGGGAAGCAAACUCGCAAGCUAAUCGAGAACCAGAAAAAAAAGGUGGAAUGGGUAAAGGAAAAGCUGCGAUGAUAGUUGCUGGAGGAGCGGCUUUAGGUGCAGCAGCAGUGCAUGUGGCAGGCAAAGGUGGGACAGGUGACCCAAAUAUAGCACCUGCGUAGGGUAACUCUUUCCAUGUUC